UUUAAUUUUUCCACAGAGCACUGAAAUAAUUUUUUUUAGCUUGGGUUUAAGAUGUUAAAAUGGUUUCAAGUAUUCUACAGAUACAGAUUUUUGGACAAAACUGAAUUCUUUCCAAAAAACAGUUAAUUUUAAGUUUUGUUUUACCCUAUGGUAAAAACUCUUGGAAACUUUUUUUUCCUUCCAAAAUCUCAUUUUCACCUGAAAUAAUUGUAUUCAGGUUUUCUCAGCAGGUAAAGUAUAAAUUCUUACAAGGUUUCAAAUUUCAGAAUUCCAAUAAUGCAUUUAAACUGAGCACCCACCGAAUCACUUUCUCUUCUCUUUGUGUGUGUCUAUUAUCUUGCUGUUCUGUUAUUUACACUGAAUUUUAGUCUUUUUAGCUCCCCAAACCCUCAGCAGUUGCUAACCACUUAAUAAUUGUGAACCCGCCAGCCCCUUCAAGUAGAUCGUUAACCACAAGAGUGCCUGACAAUUUCCAAAUCAUAUCCUCUGUCCAAAAGGAAAAGAUAGGGCUUUGUGAGGCCGAAAGGAAGCGAAGGAAAACAAAACAAAUGUAGCUCAUGUAGAAAGUGAAAAGUGCUUGGACAGAUUAGUAUUUUCUGCAAGGCGUCCUGCCAAACUUUUUUUUUUUAAUAGAGAAAAGUUAUUUUUCGGUCUGAUUUCUCAGUUUCUUGGAAAGUGUGGGUAUUUACCAUCCCCACCGGCCUCUCAUAAUUAUUGUUGGUUGUUUUGUGUUUUUCCCAUCCGUCCACAUCACAGACUGCUGAUACCCCCGCCUCACUCUGUCAAAACCCCAACUGUGGGCGACCCUGGGUUUGGAAACUCUGCCGACUCCCGACGUCUCAUCCCACUCUCCCUCUCACGCCUCUUGUUUUAGUCGCAAGAACCCCCACUCCAAUCGCAGUGAAAGCCGGAAAUUUUCAUUUAACUCCCCCACCUCCGACUCGCCCCCCAGUUGGAGCCGAGAGCUGGGGAGCUGGGAGGCUCAGAGCACAGCCGGGUCUCGGCCGCCUCCCCUGUCUCCGGAAGGCUUUAAUUUGCACACUUGCUUGCUACUGCACCGCGAGUCCCCAACCCCGCCGCAGGGUGGGUCUCGAGCAGAGUAGGUCUCCCGGGCCUCCGCCCCCGCCCCUUGCUGCCUCCCCGGCUCUGCCCCGAGCCUCGGCCAGAGCCCCGCGGCCGUACUGUCUCCCAGCGAACCGUGCGGGCGGCGCCCUCCGCGGUCCCUCCGCCCUCCGCCGCUGUGCCCACCCCCUUGCGGGAGAGAGAGCUGGUGACUCCUUCCUCCAACCGGGUUACCUUCUCCGCGCCGCGCUGGACACGUGCGGACAUCAGACUGACACUUGCAGCCCCCUCCGGAGGCUGGACGAGGCCAGGCCCCUCAGGUGGAAUGAUUGUGGACUGAGACGCGCUCGGGCAGAGACUAUGUAAUCGCCUCGGUGCCUGUGCAGAGGUCUGCGCUUCGGGGAGGGAAGAGGAGGGAUCGGCUGGCUCUUCGGCGAUUCGGCAGGCGGAGUUUCGCGAGGAGGUAGCUCCAUCCAGCCCCGGCGGCCGCGAGAGCCCGAGUGCCGGAGCGCGGUAGUUGGCGGGGGUGAGGGAGAGCGAGAUCGAGACCGAGCUCCUGGGCGCAAGGGAGCGGCGGGGGAGUCCCAGAGCAGGCGAGCGGCGGCCGCGAGCGAGCAGAGCGCGCCCCCCGCCCUCCCUAGCGGCGCCGCGCCGGGCGGCGUCCGAGCGGUAUGGAGAAGGACGGCCUGAGCCGCGCCGACCAGCAGUACGAGUGCGUGGCGGAGAUCGGGGAGGGAGCCUAUGGGAAGGUGUUCAAGGCCCGGGACCUGAAGAACGGAGGUCGUUUCGUGGCGCUCAAACGCGUGCGGGUGCAGACCGGCGAGGAGGGCAUGCCGCUCUCCACCAUCCGCGAGGUGGCGGUGCUGAGGCACCUGGAGACCUUCGAGCACCCCAACGUGGUCAGGUUAUUUGAUGUGUGCACAGUGUCACGAACAGACAGAGAAACCAAACUAACAUUAGUAUUUGAACAUGUUGAUCAAGACUUGACCACUUAUUUGGAUAAAGUUCCAGAGCCUGGAGUGCCCACGGAAACCAUAAAGGACAUGAUGCAUCAGCUUCUCCGAGGUCUGGACUUUCUUCAUUCUCACCGAGUAGUACAUCGUGAUCUAAAACCACAGAACAUUCUGGUGACCAGCAGUGGACAAAUAAAACUGGCUGACUUCGGCCUUGCCCGCAUCUACAGUUUUCAGAUGGCUCUUACCUCAGUGGUCGUCACGCUGUGGUACAGAGCUCCAGAAGUCUUGCUUCAGUCCAGCUACGCCACCCCCGUGGAUCUCUGGAGCGUUGGCUGCAUAUUUGCAGAAAUGUUUCGUAGAAAGCCUCUUUUUCGUGGAAGUUCAGAUGUCGAUCAACUAGGAAAAAUCUUGGAUGUAAUUGGACUCCCAGGAGAAGAGGACUGGCCCAGAGACGUUGCCCUUCCCAGGCAGGCUUUCCACUCAAAACCUCCUCAGCCUAUUGAGAAGUUUGUAAACGAUAUUGAUGAACAAGGCAAAGACCUACUUCUGAAGUGCUUGACGUUUAAUCCAGCCAAAAGAAUAUCUGCCUACGGUGCUCUGUCUCACCCAUACUUCCAAGACGUGGAGAGGUUCAAGGAGAACCCGGAUUCCCAUCUGCCACCCAGCCAGAACAGCUCCGAGAUGAAUACAGCCUGAGGUCCCAGCCGCGGCCCUGAGCUGAUCACCUACAGAACACCCAUGGUGGCUGAUGGGUCCCCCUGAGUAAGCCCUGCAUCUCUGCUGAGGACCACGGGCAGGAGACCUUCUCGCUGCCUGCCGUCUUCUGGAUGCUGUCUGCUUCUCCAAGGAAACUGCCUAGUUUACUGUUUGAAAUCAGUGCAAGAGCAAUUGCAGCUUUAUGUUCAUUCAUUUGUUUGUCUGUCUGUUUCAAGAACCUGGAAAAAUUCCAGAAGAAGAGAAGCUGCUGACCAAUUGUGCUGCCGUUUCAUUUUUCUAACCUUGAAUGCUGCCAGUGUAAAGUGAGCAAUCCAGGCACAGCUGAGUUAUGAUGUAAUCUCUCUGCAGCUGCCGGAGCCUAAUUUGGUACUUCUGAGUGAGCAUGUGUGUGUGCGCGUGAGUCUUGAUCUCUUAAAAAGUGUUACUUUCUGUAAAUGACAACAAUAAUUGAAUUUUAAAGACUCGGAGUGACCCAUAAAUAACAGGCAUCUGUUAACUGAAGGUGAUUCACCAGAAUGGGCUUCUCAAAUUAGAAAGUUGAGCGUAUGUUCUCAGAAUUUCUUGUCUGGCCAAAAGCAGUAAAUUUGCUAGCAGUGAAAGUUUCACUAUCUAGAUGAAGUUUUAGAUGAAGUUUUAUACACACAAAAGAGAAAAAAAAAUUCUAGUAUCUUUUAAGAGACCUAUUUUUUAAAGCAUACAUCCUAUUUACUCUUUAAAAAGCUGAAUUUACUCAUUCUAAGUCAAUUUUAACCUGUAUACUAUGCUUUAUUGUGUUUUUUGGGGGGGAAUAAAACUCUAUAAACUCUUUCUUACUUGCUAUAGAUUUAGGGAGUGUACCUCAAAUAGGUAAAAUUGUCAAAAAAAAAAUAGAGAAAGCCUUUAUUUCCUAGUUUGAAAUGUAUUUCCUUUUUGUUUUUUGUUGUUGUUCUGUUUUUGGUUUUAGGAAUUUGUCAGAAACUGUUUCCUGUUUUGACUUGGAGAAUAGCUCUCUGACUAGAGACGGGAAUACCAUUUAAGUUUUCCCCACUUAUUACACUGUACUUCCUCUACCAUGCACUGCCGUGUAUGCAUCUUCUCUCUCCCCCAGUGCCUCUAAUAUACAGAGGGUGCCAAAAAAAUGUAUACACAUUUUAAGAAAGGAAAAUUGUAUUAAAAUUGUAAUGCACAACAUAUACCAAUAACAAAAGAUGAAUACAAGUCACGUUUGACUUCUUCAAUUAAAAGAGGUGCUCAAAGUGGUUACCAUCAGCGUCCAGACACUUCUGAUUCCGGCGAACUGCUCCUUGAGCAAUGUUAACCAAAGUGUCCACUUGUAUACAUUUUUUUGGUACCCCCGGUGUAUCUGACUACCCAUUACAUAACUAAUAACAGAUUGCUUAAGCUGUUCCCAUGCACUUUCUUGCUUUCAGUGAACCUGGCAUAAAUAGUUAGAUUCAGAUUAUGGCUUACCGCUUCAAUUCCCCAAUAUUAACAGGUCUCCUGUUUUCUAGCUCUAGUGCAAUCUUCCUACCUGGCAUUCACAGUUGUUACCGAGGCAAUGAGUAGAGGACUAGUUCUUCUCUAUCACUACCAUGUAGAUUGCUUUAAAGUGUUGUUAGUGUUUUACAUUCUUAUUGAAUAUAUUGUCAUUGUAGAUAUUCUGAGAGAGUAUCUUGAACUCUUUUUUAGAAAUAAAUAUUUACUCUAUAAAACAUCUUUUCUCCAUCCCCAAGGCUGUGCUCAUUUCUAGUGCCUUGUGCACACUCCUGCUCUCUGCAGAGUCAGCCUGACCCAGGCACUGUGAACAGGUUUAUUUUUUCUCUUGCUCUUUUCUAUUUAGUAUUUUCCAUUUCAUACCAUCUCUACCUUACAUGUGGUUAGUGCUCAGUUGGCUCUGAUAACCGGAAGACACAGAGAUUAAGUAUGUUUUGGGAAUUUUAGCUACCUUUGCUUUCUGACGCACGUUUUGAGCGCAUGCAACAGUUAGACCAUGUUUAGGGUUAGAGUUUUCAAAUAAUAGACAUUGCUUCACUCAGUAGAAUAUGUUCCAAGUGAUGUUUAUGCAUUGUCAAGCCUUACUGAAUUCUUCACCGCUUAAUAUUGUAUAUGACUGCCUUGACCAAGAGAAAAAUUAGGAUAGUUUUCUCCUUGAGAGCAUUUUGAGUCAGGAACCAUUUAUUAUUAAUACAUAUGUUAUUUAACAUUAUUCUAAUUCAGUAACUUGAAGAGCAGGAAAAUUUUUCUAAAGCAAGAUAUGAAGAUGGGCCAUAAGGAUGUUUUACCCUUUUGUUCCUUGUGACAAUAAUAAUUAUGUUUUGUCAUCACUGUAAAUGCUUGAGAUAUAAUGAAUCCAGAGCAUUCAGGGCAAGGUGUAUUUGUGGUCGCCCCUGGAAAAGUGAGUUCUGCGUUUCCUUUGAUUGGGGUCUAAAUACAAAGACAUUUUUGCUCAGGCCUAGAAGUUGACUUUUAAAACUCACUGCACUGAUUCACCAUGAGCUGUUCAGUUAGUAUCCAUGGUUAGAAUGAACAUUAACUUGAGUUUCUGCUUUUGCAAAAGUUUUUUGUAAGUUUCCUCAAGAAAAACGGAGCUGUUCUAAACUGGAAUUUUUUUCAGCAUUCUUUAGAAUUUUAAACAAAUAGGAGCUCAACUUUUAUUUCUAGCACAUGCUUUUGAUUCAUUUCUCAGUAGUGUUUAUAAAGAAAAUUUAAGGCACAGGCAUUUUGGCAUUAGCUAAUAGCCAGCUUAUCCCCUGAGAGGCGGAAUGAGAGGGCAUUUCAGCCUCUCUGAACUUAAGAGUCUGUCCCCAGCUCUUCCAUCAGUGUGGUUGGUGCACCUGAGUCGUCACUUUCUUGUUUUAUGUCUGUUACGUUGGGGAUCACUGCUUCUGAAAUCCAGCUCCCACACAAGCACUCUUGCAGUUAGGGUACUUUGAGGCAAUAGCAGAAUUGAAUUUACUGAAUACAGCUUAUUCUUUUGUGACAUAUGGUUUCAGAUAUCUUAACCAAAAGCUAGGCAGGGGUUAGCGGAAAAGGUCAUACUGCCUCAGGGUUAUACUGAAGCAGCUUAGAGCAGUACACAUAUGGUGACAAAUUUAAAAUCACAUUUGAAUUUCUUUCUAGAACUGGUCCAAGAAUGUGCCGGAUAGUUUCUAUAUGAUACUCCGUUCUGGCAGCCCAGGCAUUGUGGGAACUUGUAUAGGGUGGUGUUUGUAACAAACUACAUUUAAAAAGAGUAAGGGAGAAACCUCCUUUUAGGCAUCAUAGCUAUAGUGUGGCAAAGGGUAAUAAGGAUCUAACCUUAUAAUCUUAAAAACACAAUUCCUAAGAGCUUGUAAGAAUCCAGUGAGAUGGAGCCUCCCACUUUGUCUCUCCUUUGAAGUGGAUGGGAAUUCACGAAGCAAAGAACCAGUUUUGGAGGAACGCUCUAGGCCAUUUCUAGGCCUAGCCCCAUGUAUUCUCAUAAUUUUCUCUCAGGAAACACACACUAUGAAUGGCAGACUUUUCAUUUAGCCCCAGGUGGCUUACUAAAAACAGUUCAAAAUAUUCACCUAAGAAUAGAAUCUCAGCCUUUUAGUUUUAAGUAAAAAUGAAAAUUUUGGAAUACACAGGAUGUUAAUAUCUUAAAAAAAGUGUACCUUUUAAUAGAGAAAUUUAUAGUUUGACUCCAGAAUGUGGUACUAUCCAUAAUGAUGAGGAAAAACUUAAAUUGUACCAAACAUUUUGAAUCUUAAAUUAUGUAUUUAAAUUGAGCUUUUAACUAACUAUAGCAGCUUCUCUUAAAAGUAGUGCCUAUAAAAGUCAAUAAUGGUAAUUCUCAUUCCAUUAUGGAAAUUAAAUCAUGUAAGCUUCUUAGUAUCAUAAACAUACUAAAAUUCUUCUCUCCAAAGAAUUGCUUUUUUCUUUUUAAGUGACAACAUGACUAUUUUUAUGAUAAGCAAAUGAGACUAUCGCACAUUUUUCCAAAAGCAGGCUUUUGUUGCAUAGUUGGGUCUAGGAAAGAAUAAUUUAAAAGUUAAUAAGCCCCUAUUAUUACUUCAUUGUGUUAGUAUAGAAACUAUAGGAUAUUUACUUUGGAAAGAAAAUAUUGAAAUAUAAAUUCUUAGCUAUUAAUAGAAUUCAAAAGAAUGCAUGUUUUUACAUUGUGACACAAAAAUAAUGUAUAAAAAUAAAGAUGUUAUAUGAUUUCUAAAUCUUUAAAUAUCGUAAAACAGCAGGCAAUGGAUAGAGGAAAUUCUAGAGAAAACGAAGGUAUGCAAAGAAGGAUAGUUGCAAAAUUACAUGUAUUUUGAGGGAUAUAUAGUUUAUUAAAUAUGUUGUAAGAAUUUAUAUUGAAGUCAUCUGACAAUUAUGAACUUGAUAUGUUCAAAAACAAAUUUUAUGAAAAAGCCAUUCCAAACAGUUACCAUUUCAAAAGUUGAGCUAAGCGAGCUAAAUCAUGUGUAUUCCUUCUUCAUUUCAUGGGAAGAAGCAGCCACAUGAAGCUACACUUGUUAUGCAAGCCCAAAGAUGUUCACUGUAAAAAAAAAAAAAAAAAAUUUUAAAUUUAAAGGCAUGUGUUUUCUUUGCCACCAGAAUUUUUGAAAAAUUGUGAAACCCAAACCAUUUAUCAUGUGCAUGUGCAUUCAGUACAUUCAGAUAUAUGAUUAGGAAGAUUGUUACAUCUUCCUUCUCCACGGUGGAAAAACUUCUUGAGGCUGCCAAAAACCUGUCGAGCAAUGUAAGUCCUCAGAUAAUUAGUAACAGUGCUUCCCUCAAAAGCAGAAGAAAAUAGCAUUUUCAUUUCUUAGCGAUGUAAUUUUCAACCUAAUUUUGUUACAUACCUAUAUCUCAAGCAUUUCUAACUUGUACUUUUUCAGAAAAUAAACCAAAAAUAUUCUUUUGGCCUUUUCUAUCUUCUGACCUUUGUCAACAACAAAAAGAGGACAAUUCUGAUUUUUAAAUUUGUUUUUCUCAAUUAGUUGUUUGGUUUUAUUUUUAAAUGAAGUGCAAAUGGGCUUUUCAAAAUGUUUCCUAUUUCUCAGCAGUCCCAGGGAGUGAAUUUAGAUAAAUGAAUGGACUUCCAUCAACAUAUUUCUGUUUCCUUGAUACUGGUACUCUGGCCUUCAAGAGGGAAAAACAAGAGCCACCUGAAAACAAAUGCAGGCUUUUGUCAAGCAUCUAUUUAAAUUAUAUUCCAGCAAUGGGAAGUUAAUGUGGUAGGAAAAAGAGGUGCAAAGGUCUGUUUCAAAAUUCACACUGUCCUAAGAGAUAGGCUUUCUCGUUUUAUUCCAGGGUAUUCCACAAGGUGGCACUUUCACGGGGAGGGGAAAUAUGAGUAAAGCUAAAAAGGUAUUUCUGAAGACUGAAUUCUAACUUUAUUUUUCUGCACAUAUUUAACUCGUGCCCAGCACUCGUUUUUCAGGAUGGUUGACAGUCUUCAUAGUGUUCAGUAACUUAGAUAUUUUAGGAUUGUUCUUGAGAUUGGAUAAUACACUCAUUUUGAUCAGUUAAGUGCAUAAAGAAAGCCUAGUCAUUCAUUUAUUUAAGAAACAUUUUUUGAGGUACCUAAUUACCUCACUUUUCUAGGUGCAGAAGUUUCAAAGAUGAUGAACAGACAGGUUUAUUACUACUAAAAAGGCGACACUCACCUAUGAGCAGGACAGUUUUGUUAGGAGUGUAAAACUCUUCCAGUGUCCCCAGCCAAAAUACCAAACCCCCUGUCUGCUGCUGUCACAUUCCCUACCACGGUUGCCUUUAGACAUCGAUUAAUUUUUUGAAUCCUAAUUAAAAAAUCAGAUGAACAAAAUAAAUAGCACAUCAGUUAUUAAAUGGCAAAACUAUUUUUUCUAAAGAAUUGGCUAUGCUGAAACAGCCCUGAAAUACUAAAAAAAACCUGGUAAUUUUUACAUUUGUGUACUCACAAGUGUAAGUUCGCAAGAAAUUCUAACUUUUAAAGAUUUUGUCUAAACAUGUGACUAUAAUAAUUUAGGAGUAGUAUAUCUACCCAGGUGUUUAAUUCUCUACUUGUGAAGUUCUUUGGCAACUUUAUUUUAGAUAAAGAUACAGAUAUCCAUAUGCUCUUAUGUUUUAAUUCUCGGGUCUGCCCAGAGAGCCAUUAACUCCCAGGUGAUUUGAGUUCAUUUUAGAAGUCACUUUCCUCAGUUGUGUCACUGAAAUUCAGGAGGAAGCAAAUUAUAUUUUUGAGAAUUUCCUUAGCGCAACCUAACAGAAGGCAGUCUAUUUCUUCUGAAUGGCAGAAAUUCAACUGUGCCUGCUUAACUUUCCUACACAGUAACCAGCAGGUAAGUGUCGGUAAUGCGUACUGAGUCAAGCUACCGCACACACCAGGGGCUGUCAAAAGCUUUGAGACAUCGUCAGCCUCAUCCCUCUGCUUAAAAUCCCCCUGAAGUAGGUUAGAAUUUAAGGCCGAAUUCAAACCUUGAGUUUGUUAUCAGUUGGGCCAGUCUGAAUUCUAUUUGUUUGUGUUUAAAACUUCACUCCCACCUGAAAACCUUACGGGUGCGCUGCCCGUUACCCCGCCCCUUCGGCAGUAGAGUGGCAGUAGACGGAGCUGGCUGGGCCCGGUCCGCUGCUCACCUGUUAGUGCUGAAAUGAUGUAGGGACCCGGCGGGAAACUGCCCGAGGUCCACGUUCCCUGCUGCUGUCUUAGAGGCAUCUGUUCUGCAAUCUUAGGAAGUAAAAUGUCCCUAGAAGCAGACGUGUGCCUUCUGUGCAUAAGUAAGUACAACACAAUUCUCUGAAAGUUCGGGUAUAAAGAGAUGCUACUCUGUUUGAAACUAUCAGGCAUCUCUCAAGCUCUAAGCUCUGUUCUUUUGUUUUUGUUUUUGUUUUUUGGGUUUUUUUUUUUUAAGAGAAAAUGUAUGAUUACAGGAAAGAUUUUUUAUUUUUUUAUUUUCUAUCAUUCUACGUAUAUGAUGGCACACAAUAUGCCUGGAAAGUUUUGUUUUGAAAAUUUGUUUAUUUUUCUGCUUCAGCCUCAGUAGGCAAGAGCUCCUAACUCUUUUGUUCCUAAUUUUUUUCUUUCUCUUUUUUCUUUGUUAAGUAAUUAAAGGUAUGUAAGCAAAUUAUCUCAUGUAGUAGGGGAUUUUCCUGUUUAGAGGAUGUUUGUUUUGUCGAGCAAAUAAUCAACCCUUCUCUGUUUCAGGAGUUUGGAUUGUCAAAUGUAGGUUUUCUUACAGGGAGGCACAUAACUACAUACUGCUACCAAGAACUACAACUGUAGCACUAAUCAACAAGCAUAGAGCCGCUCGCUCAAUUUCAAACUCUCUGUGGUUUCUGGCCAGAUUCCAUUGAGGUGCUUAGGCUACAAUCCUGAAGAUACCCUUUGUACCCUUACUUGAAAGUUUCUGAUUUUAAGUGUUAUGAAAUGCAAUAAUACGUAUUAGCUAGCAAUAGGUCUGUGAUCACCAGCAACUCUGACCUUGAAGUCUCUGAAUCAUAGAUCCCAGCAACAAUACAUUUCUUGAACCCCCUCCCCUCCCAAGUGCAUCAUACAUCUUCUCAUUUUGGUCCUGUGUUUGCAACAAUGUCCACAUGACGAUAGUUCCUCACUUAUUUUGCAUUCAUUUAUUUCGCUAUGACAAGUAAUGUAUUAGUUAAUACAUGGAAUGAAGAGCAUCAACUACCCCUAGCACUUAACAAGAUGGGAAGUUUCUAUUUCAAGUUGUUCUACAUUUGCAUAAGUUAUUUCUAUUAUUAUUCAUUUAUAUUAUUUAUUUCUGUAUCACACUAGUCCUGUGAAAGUGCAACUGAAGGCAAACCACAAUAGGAUAUGCAUUUAAUGUUCAUAAUCAUUGUCUUGACAGAGCUAAGAAAAUUAAAAAUUAUACUAAACCCCCAAAUAAGCUGCAUGCAUUUUAACAUGAUAAUAGAAUUUGAGUCUAUAGAUAUAUAGUGUUUUGUGUCUAGGUGUUUUAUCAUGUAUAAAGGAAUUAAAGCAAAGGACUUUGGUUGUUCUUUUGUCAAAUAUGCAUAUAGUAUAGUGUGAAAAUAACAAAAAUAAAAACUACAGAUAGAAAAGCAUCAGAUACUGCCUUAAUUUAGGAACUCUGCCAGAUGGCCAUCGGAGUAGGUGCCAAGCAGAGACAGGUGCCUGGGCAGUGCCUCAUGUCUGGCCUUGAGAAGAAGCUUCCCUCGUGUGAUCUAUUGCCCUUGUAGGUGUUGUGUGCAUUAAUGGGAACAGGUAAUACUGUCGAAAGGAGAGUAGUGUGAAAGUUUUCUGUAGAAGCAGAACUGUCAGCUUGUGCCUUGAGGCUUCCUGAAUGUGUCAGAUGGAUAAGUCCCAGUUUCCAUGCUUCAAGCAACUUGGUUUUGUACAGAAGCAGUCCAGUCUGGUAAUAAAAACAAGGAUUGCAUGUACAAUAAUCAACAGUGGGAUUUUAACAACCAACAGUUCCCACGCACCUCAAAACCUUGUUGCAUUUCUGGUAUUUUAGGUUUUGAGCUGAAGGUUAAACCGCAAGUGUUCAGAAUAGAAGAGCUGUGUGUAUUAAGAAAAGCACAAUAUCGGUUCCCAUAGGGUACAGGCUAGAACUGAGAGGGUUAUAGGAUUAUCAUUUCUGAGAUGUGUAAAAUGCAUUAGUGUUUCUGCAUUCCCAUAGGGCCUAGUUAAAACUUCCUUCUAGGUUUCGGCAAGGAUGUCACACCCAGUGAGUUUUUGUUUUUGUUUUUGUUUUGUCUUAUAAUACAAGUAGAAAACUUGUAUUAUAAAGAAAACUUGUAUCUUUCUAAAAGUAGAAAACAAAUCUUGGACAUUUGAUUUGUUGGUUUCUGUGUUUGAAAUCACGGUUCUGGAGAUGUAGAGAUUGUGCGUGUCAGAUACUAAUCUAGACUGUGUGAAGCAGCCCGGGGUGAUGCCCAUCCUCUGCAUCCCUGCCCCCUUCCUCUGAAGUGCUCCCUGCCCCCACCCUGGCCAGUCCGCGUGGUGCUCUCUAUUCCCUCUACUGCUCGGUGGGCAUCAGGAACAUAAAUGAGACAUGCUUUAGGCAUCACAGGUGUGCCUCCUCAGGCUUGGCCACCAUCCUUACUUGACCUGCGGCUGGCAACAGUCAUGAGAAGGUUCCUGGUGCUGGGCACAGAGUGUACUCACAACACCAAUCACAAAUGCCCUCUGGCAUCUUUAUCUAUAUCUUGAUUUAUAAACCCAGUCAUUCUACACAGCAUUCAGUUUUGGCUGUGGUACAAAGAGAAAAACUAACCAAGAAUAUACACCACAUUCCAGGCUGCUGUUUCCUAUCCAUUUACAGGCUGUACUUUUACUGUAUUUCUUCAUACUUGAAACUCAUUCCACUGUUUUAAUAUCAGGGUACAGACUUGUAAGGGUGCAUGUUCCUUAAAGGUGCAAAAUUACUCUCAUUCCGUUUGCUCAUACUGCUACAGAAUGCUCUGUUUUGGUGCUUUGGGUUCCUCAGGUCAAAGAAGCAGUGUGGAAAUUCACUGCCUGGAACACAGUCUUACAAGAAUGUUGGCAGAUGGUUUGGUGUUAAAUAUUGCUUGUGCUGCUUUCUCUGUACACAAGAUUGAGAGUGACCACACUGGCCUGGCAAGUUCACCUGGGUAGCCUUCCUCACAGGGUACAUACACCCUGUGCUCUCCCCAAGGGUUAGCGCCGUGCAGCUCUAUGAAAGCAGGGACCUCCCCUACAUAAUCGGAUCAUUUAGCCCUCAAAGAAAAAUGGCCUCGGGAACAGAAUGGGGAGGGCCAUCUCACUCUAGUGACCCUCCAUUCCAUCCAGAAAGCCCUCCUGAGGCUCCCCACCCCCCAAAAAAAAAGGAACUUCAUAGCGCCCUGAGCUGAAGGAUCUUGCUUCCCUCCCUUUAGGUAGAUGAAAAUACAAGUCAGAUGAUCGAGACUCUUCCCACCUGAAGAAGAAAA
Rhinolophus ferrumequinum (greater horseshoe bat) is the source of this 12587-nucleotide messenger RNA. RefSeq names its product cyclin dependent kinase 6 (gene CDK6). The transcript has 8 exons. The record is from RefSeq and is a predicted model, not a curated record. Gene Ontology annotation, molecular function: cyclin-dependent protein serine/threonine kinase activity; cyclin binding; ATP binding. Gene Ontology annotation, cellular component: cyclin-dependent protein kinase holoenzyme complex; cytoplasm; nucleus. Lineage: Eukaryota; Metazoa; Chordata; Mammalia; Chiroptera; Rhinolophidae. Gene Ontology annotation, biological process: protein phosphorylation; regulation of G2/M transition of mitotic cell cycle; signal transduction. The coding region runs from base 1734 to 2714 and encodes 326 amino acids.